CCUAUGCUUGGAGGUAGCAAAUGUCCAACAGCAGCUCCAUCACCCAGUUCCUCCUCCUGCCGUUCACAGACACACGGGAGCUGCAGCUCUUGCACUUCUGGCUCUUCCUGGGCAUCUACCUGGCUGCCCUCCUGGGCAAUGGCCUCAUCAUCACCACCAUAGCCUGGGACCAGCACCUCCACACCCCCAUGUACUUCUUCCUGCUCAACCUCUCUGUCAUUGACCUGGGCUACAUCUCAACCACUGUCCCCAAGUCCAUGGACAAUUCCCUCUGGGACACCAGGGCCAUCUCCUACACAGGAUGUGCUGCCCAAGUCUUUCUGUUUGUCUUUUUAGCUUCAGCAGAGUAUUGGCUCCUCACCAUCAUGUCCUAUGACCGCUACGUUGCCAUCUGCAAACCCCUGCACUACGGGACCCUCCUGGGCAGCAGAGCUUGUGUCCACAUGGCAGCAGCUGCCUGGGCCACUGGGUUUCUCUAUUCUCUGCUGCACACGGCCAAUACAUUUUCACUGCCCCUGUGCAAGGGCAAUGCCCUGGGCCAGUUCUUCUGUGAAAUCCCCCAGAUCCUCAAGCUCUCCUGCUCAGACGCCUACCUCAGGGAAGUCUGGGUUCUUGUGAUUUCUUUCUCGGUGGCAUUUGGCUGUUUUGUUUUCAUUUUUUUCUCCUAUGUGCAGAUCUUCAGGGCCGUGCUGAGGAUCCCCUCUGAGCAGGGUCGGCACAAAGCCUUUUCCACCUGCCUCCCUCACCUGGCCGUGGUCUCCCUGUUUGUCAGCACUAUCAUAUUUUCCCACCUGAAGCCCCCCUCCAUCUCCUCCCCACCCCUGGACCUGGUGGUGUCAGUUCUUUACUCAGUGGUGCCUCCAGCAGUGAACCCCCUCAUCUACAGCAUGAGGAACAAGGAGAUCAAGGACUCAGUGUGGCAGCUAAUGAAUGGCUGUCUUAUUAAGCAAUAA
Molecule: messenger RNA, 953 nt
Organism: Columba livia (rock pigeon)
Lineage: Eukaryota; Metazoa; Chordata; Aves; Columbiformes; Columbidae
Product: olfactory receptor 14C36-like
Exons: 1
Coding region: 21-953 (310 amino acids)
Biological process (GO): G protein-coupled receptor signaling pathway
Cellular component (GO): membrane
Molecular function (GO): odorant binding; G protein-coupled receptor activity; olfactory receptor activity
Source: RefSeq, a predicted model, not a curated record